Chlorocebus sabaeus (green monkey) is the source of this 630-nucleotide messenger RNA. The record is from RefSeq and is a predicted model, not a curated record. Lineage: Eukaryota; Metazoa; Chordata; Mammalia; Primates; Cercopithecidae.
AUGGGAGAUGUCUAUAAGACUGCAGGGCUCCCCAAGUUCCUUCCACCUCCAGGCCAUCACUGGCAUGAGAAGGCAGACGCGUGGGGCUGCCGCCGCACAAGCGCGCUGAGCAUGGGCGGGGCACGGGCAUAGGAGCCGCUGGCGCCACCGUGCCGCCCCAUCAAUGCCACCCUGGCUGCCAGAAGCGAGGCCUGCCCGCGGUGCAUCACCGCCAACACCACCAUCUGUGCCGGCUACUGCCCCACCAUGAUGCGGGAAAGCGUGGCAUGUCAUGGCCAGUGCCCCCAGGUGGUGUGUACUCACCGCGAGGUGCUCGACUCCAUCCGGCUCCCUGGCUGCCCGCCUGGCGUGACCCCGUGGGUCUCCAUUCCUGUGGCUCUCAGCUGUCGCUGUGGACUCUGCCGCCGCAGCACUUUGUGGGGUCCUAAGACACCUUUGACCUGUGAUGACUCCCACCCCAGGCCUCUCACAAAGGACCUCCCGCCUCCAAGUCCAUCCCGACUCCUGGAACUAGCAGUGUGCCAAUUGAGUCCCAACCUCACCCUCGACAUUACCCCCAUUUCUGGCCCUGAGUGGGACCUUCUGUCCCCCCACCGAGUGGUGGUCCUGUCACCCAGGGUGCUCUGCUAG